Messenger RNA from Rhincodon typus (whale shark), 1563 nucleotides. RefSeq lists its product as uncharacterized. The transcript is spliced from 2 exons. The record is from RefSeq and is a predicted model, not a curated record. The annotation marks the transcript as partial. Gene Ontology annotation, molecular function: methyltransferase activity. Lineage: Eukaryota; Metazoa; Chordata; Chondrichthyes; Orectolobiformes; Rhincodontidae. Gene Ontology annotation, cellular component: mitochondrion. Gene Ontology annotation, biological process: rRNA methylation.
CUGGGGUAAAGAAAAUGGGAAGCUUGGUGGUGUUAAUUGAACCUCGUUUUUAACCCAUUCAUCAGUAGUGCCCCUAUACAAACUGCGGGGGGAAAGCGCUGAAUCCUUUACUGAGCAGCGCUCAAAAUGGGAUACGGCUAAAGAGGGACGUGUCACUGUAGGCAGGGCCAGCAUUUCAGUACCUUCAAUGAGGAAAAUAUAGAACGAGGCCGAAAGAGGUUUAGAAAUUGUCAAAUCUUAAAGGGACGGUAAUUUUGGUGGGGGGGGUGGGGACUCAAAAUCUGAACCGAACUAAAGUGCAGCGAGAAAACAACACAAAGGAGAGUGACCGAGAGCUCGACCACAUGGAAGGCGUUUGGAGGAGCAGGGUGUUAUUAGCGUGAUUUCCGGUUCCGGUUUGGGCUGGUUGCUAGGUAACCAGGGCCUGGAGUGGAGGAGGAGAGUAAUGGUGGAGACUGUCAUGUUGCUGCAGACAGUGUGCGCCUCCCUGCCCCUAGCUGCUGGCUCUAAUUUAUGGCACUGUCUCUGAGAGAGGCCCCGGUCAGCAACCGGAGGACGGGCUUCGUCAAACCUCAAGGUCUGGGUGGAUGAACUAAACUGUUCCCUAAACUCCACAAGCAUUUAAAUAAUGGAGUUUUUAAAACAGGCAGCAAUGUCAUCUGUUAUGUCAAAUGAAGCUGCCAGGUGCCUGAGGAGGAGUCUCUGGCAGUUUUCCCGGUUACAGUUUGUUCGUCAUUGUAGCUGCAAGAGGGAAAUAUCCAACGACAGUGCAUCAGUCAAACAGGAGCUCACAGUUAAAUCUGAGAAGGCAUCAAAGUCAAGUAAGAGCAAUGGACACGACUUCAAUAAGGCAGAACUGGAUGUUAAAGGUAAUGCAAAGAGAUUAACUGAGCUCCCAGAGAGCUUGCACAGGUCUGCUGCAUUGAAAAAGGUAGGAAGAUCAGCAAUGAAUCUUUCCACUGGAACUUCAAGAAAACAAGAUGAUGCUAGUUUUAUUUGGCAGUCUCAGAACCCUUCCAAAGUCAUGCAUACACAAUCAAGCUUGAAACCUAGUCAUGUCCGCAGCUUGGAAUUUCACAACCUUAGAAAUGAUGAUUUUACAAAAAGAACAGUGCCAAAGAUUUCUCCAUUGACUGAAAGAGAGUCACAUUCUGAAAUGUUGUUUGGCAUUGCACCUUGUAACCUGGCCCUUUCCCAAUUGCGUAGAAAGAUUUUCAGACUGUUUGUUAAAGAAAAUCGAAGACAGCGAGCUGAAGUACAGCAAAUCUAUCAGCGAGUCAGGGAAAUCGGAGUGCCAGUACAUCAGGUGAUGAGGAAGGUGCUUGACAGGUUAUGUGAGAACCAUGUUCACCAAGGUAUUUGUCUUGAGGUGACACCUCUGGACUAUGUGAACUAUGAUCAAUGCUCUUCAACAGAUAUUGAUGGUUCUGAAUUUGAACGCAGUGACAAACCGAUCUUGUGGCUGGCACUGGAAGGAAUCCAGGAUCCCAUGAACAUGGGAGCUGUGCUUCGUUCUGCUUACUUUCUUGGAGCGGAUCUUGUUCUUGUAAGUCGGCAAAAAAG